CCCAAUGCAGUGGCUGACAUUAUGACAAAGAAGUUUGAAGUGAACAAGCUUGAUUUGCUCACUCAGAGCAACAAGAAAGACAAUGUCGCAGUGAGAAUGGCCCUCGGUGAAACGCAAAUUGUCAAUGAAGUGCGCCAAUUUUUAGUGCGGAACAUGGUUUCCCUGGACUCUUUCAGCAGAGGCCACGACUGUCCUCGAAGCAAAACUGUGAUUUUAGUGAAAAAUUUACCCGCAGAGACUACAGAAGGUGAAAUUAUGCAACUUUUUUCCAAGUUUGGUCUUGUAAAUCGAGUCAUUUUACCGCCAUACGGGGUUACCGCUAUUAUUGAAAUGCAAGAGCCAAAUGAAGCAAAAUUUGCAUUUAAAAAGCUAGCUUACACCAACUUCAAACACUAUCCGCUUUAUCUUGAGUGGGCACCGGAAGAUGUGUUUGAUGGAAAUGCAUCUAAUGCUGAGCUUCCACUUGUAGAUACUUUGAGUAACUUAAAAACGACCUCCCAAGAGCCUCCAAAAAAGAUUGCGGAAAAUGAAAACGAAGAAGAGACAGAAUUGCCAGAGGACGACACUACCAUUUUUGUGAAGAAUCUCAAUUUUCAAACAGAGGAGAGUGACUUAAGUGAUCAUUUUUCAAAAAUUGGACGCGUUUAUAAGGCGACCAUUGCUACUAAAAAGUCAGCAAACGGUCUUCUAUCAAUGGGCUAUGGAUUUGUGCAGUUUUUGAGCUCCAAGGACGCCAAAGAAGCAAUCAAACGGAUGCAAAGUUCAGUUCUUGAAGGUCACACUUUGGAGCUGAAGAUGUCUAACCGAACUGUGAAUAAGCCUGCUGAGACGGCCAGCUCAACACGAAAGCCCAAAACUAAAGGCCAAAAACAGACGGGCUCAAAAAUAUGCGUGAAAAACAUUCCUUUUGAAGCCACUGAAAAGGACAUUCAAAAGAUUUUCGGUGUCUACGGUCAAAUUAAAACAGUCCGACUUCCGAAAAAGUUGGCCGGCUCAUCUUCUUUCCGGGGCUUUGGUUUUGUUGACUUUGCCACUAAUGAAGAUGCCAAGCGCGCCUUUGAUGUACUAUCCCACAGCACUCAUCUCUACGGACGCCCACUAGUGCUUGAAUGGGCAAAGGAGAGCUCAAGUGCCGAAGAUUUAUUAGGCAACAACGAAGUGAGACAAGUCGGUGCAAAGAUGGCUCGAUAUUUUGGCGAUUCGCAGUCAG
Messenger RNA from Rhagoletis zephyria (snowberry fruit fly), 1210 nucleotides. The record is from RefSeq and is a predicted model, not a curated record. NCBI's taxonomy places the organism in Eukaryota, Metazoa, Arthropoda, Insecta, Diptera, Tephritidae.